Messenger RNA from Cygnus atratus (black swan), 3927 nucleotides. It is a transcript of the gene SDCCAG8, whose product is annotated as SHH signaling and ciliogenesis regulator SDCCAG8. The record is from RefSeq and is a predicted model, not a curated record. The coding region runs from base 137 to 2575 and encodes 812 amino acids. The transcript has 19 exons. Gene Ontology annotation, cellular component: centrosome; centriole. NCBI's taxonomy places the organism in Eukaryota, Metazoa, Chordata, Aves, Anseriformes, Anatidae. Gene Ontology annotation, biological process: neuron migration; tube formation; establishment of cell polarity.
AGGCGCCGGGCGCCGAGCGGCGCGGGGACGGAGCUGCCCAUGCGCUGGCUGCAGACAAUAGCGGGGCAGGGGCUCUGCUCAGUGCGCAGGCGCCGCGGGGAGGUAAACACGGCUUCCCGCGCCUCCGCCAUGCGCUAUGCCUGGCCGCUGCGGAGCCGGGGACGUAGGCGGAAGGCGCGUGCUUGUGCGCAGGCGCGAGCGCGGCCGCAAGCCCCAACAAAGGGGAGCCCAUCCUCCUCCCGGGUACUACACCUCCCAGCAGCCCCUGCGCGGCGCGCUGCAUGCUGGGACUUGUAGUCCCUUCCCCUUGAAAGCCGCAGGGGAGUUCGCUGCGAGCGUGGCCCCGGGAGCCGGCGGCGUCGUGAUGCGGGCGCCCGGCGGGGAGCCCGGCCUGGAGCCCGGCCUGGCGGCGGCUCUGGAGCGCUACCAGCGGCGCCUCCGAGAGCGUGCUAAUGAAAGUAUCCAUCAACUGAAAUAUGCCUUGGAGGAAAGACAGUUUGCGGAGGGUAAGGAGGAAGUUGGAUUUGAUGAGUCCUCUGUGGACAAGGGCAAUGAUGAUGUGGACCGUGGCAACGAUGACGGUGAGAAUUCAGCCUGGCAGGAUCUACAGCACAGUCAUGCAGCUAAUCAACUUAAAAUUUUGUUGCAACAUCAAGAAAGAAUGGAAAGUGAAGUCUCUCCAUCACGGAGGAAGAUGCUGUUCUGUAACCCCCCAGAAGCUGCAGCUGAAGAUUUACCAGACCUUUCUGAUCUUGUUCCUAUAAUUAACGAUCAGUCUCAGUACAUUAACCAUUUAGAAGCGGAAGUGAAGUUUUGCAAGGAGGAAUUGUCUGGGAUGAGAGAUCAAGUUCGAGUAGUUGUGCUUGAAAAUGAGGACCUCCAUCAGAAACUGAAAUUUCUGGCUGCAGAACAUACUUUGAGAGAACAAACUCUUCUAGAUGCCUCAGCAAAUACUCAGAACUCCUGGCCUGUAGGUGGUAAUGACUAUACUCUGCAUCAGUCAGUCACCUCAUCAGCAGCAGAUAAUAAAAAUCCAGCUUUGGUUACAGCAUCUGUUGGAGAAAUAGAAAAAUGGCAUAUAGAACUGGAGAAACUGAAACUUCUUUAUCAAGAAAAAGUCAAUAUCCUUGAUGCUCAAGUGAAGUCUCUAAGAAAAGACCUUUCAGAAUCUCAGAAGACAUGCGAAGAUUUGGAAGGAAGGCUAAAACACCAGAAGUCCCUUGUUUCAGCCACACAUUCUAGUCGGGUUGGUGGUCUGUGUUUGAAGUGUGCACAGCAUGAGGCAGUUCUUGCACAGACUCAUUCUAAUGUUCAUGUGCAGAUCAUCGAGAGGGUAACAAAAGAAAGAGAUGACUUGAUGGAUGCACUUGUUUCAGUGAGACGAAACAUGAAAGAGAUGCAGCAAAGAGAAUCCAAUGCUUAUGAGCAAGUUAAACAAGCUGUGCAAAUGGCAGAAGAAGCCAAUCUAGAAAAAACAAAGGCUCUAGUCCAAUGUGAGCAACUGAAAAGUGAGAUGGAACGCCAGAAGAAUCGUCUUGAAAAGGAGUUAGCAGCCCAGCUAAAUAAGAGGACUGAUGAAAAAGAAGCACUGCGGGAAGAAAUGAAGAAAGAAAGGGAGGACUUGGCAGCAAUGGUGACAGCAAUGUCUGAGAAUGUCGCCAUGUUAGAGGCUCAGGUAGAGAGAAUUACAAGGGAAAAGAACUCUCUGGCUAACCAGUUAGAAGAAUCACAACAUCAACUUGCAUCUCAUGAAACGGAGAUGAAUAAGGUGUGUGGAGAAAUGCGCUAUCAGUUGAAUCAAACCAAAAUGAAGAAGGAUGAGGCAGAAAAGGAGCUCAGAGAGUACAGAACAAAAACUAUAAGGGAGCUUGAAAUUAAGGACCAGAAAAUAGAAAAACUGGGAUUAGAGCUGAAUGGAAACAAACAGCGUUUGGAACAAGCCCAGCAGGAUGUGACAGAAGCCAGAGAGGAGUGCCUAAAACUGACAGAACUGCUGAGUAAAUCUGAACACCAACUGCACCUCACCAGACUGGAGAAAGAGAGCAUUCAGCACAGCAUUAGCAAUGAAGCAAAGGCCCAAGCCCUUCAGGCCCAGCAAAGAGAGCAGGAGCUGACACAGAAGAUGCAGCAAAUGGAGGCCCAGCAUGAGAAAACUGUAAAUGAACUGGACUCAUUGCUGACCUCCCAGAAUACAUUCAUAGCAAAAUUAAAGGAAGAAUGUUUUUUGUUGGCAAGAAAGUUGGAACAAAUAUCAGAAAAAUACAGAUCUGAAGUCAACCAGCUUAGUCAGGAAAAAGAGUAUCUUCAUGGCAGAUUGGAGAAGAUGCAAAAACGGAAUGAUGAAUUGGACCAACAAUGUAUCCAGCAUGGGAGAAUGCAUGAGAGGAUGAAGUCGAGGUUGCACCAGCUUGACAAGCACUGUCAGGCCACUGCCCAGCAGUUAGUGGAGCUACUCAACAAACAGAAUCAGCUCUUCAAAGAGAAGCAGCUGCUAACAGAAGAGGUGCAGUUUCUGCGAAUCCAGGAAAAGAAAUGGGAUGCAGAUCUCAAACAGGACACAGAUGGAAUCAAGUAAAAACCUGGAUGGAUAAAGAGAAAUGAGCAUAAAACUCACCCACAGGCUGAAGUGACACAAAUGAGGGAUGCAAGCAGCUCCAUACAGACUACUUACUUACACUCCCAUCUCUUCGGUCUUUCAGUUCUCCUCUGCACCCGUCUGAAACUUGGGCUUGUUUGAAGCUCACACAGAAAAACGUUUGCAGAAAACAGACACGCUGGCUAAUUUCAACUGGUUUAUAUUUGUUUUCAACUACAGAAUCAUAAAUAUUUUGAAACAUUACUCACCUACCAAACUUUCUAGGAAGACAGCUGAGACUUUUCUAAGAAAAGGCUAAGCUUGCAAUCCAGUUUUAACAGCUGUUAUGAAGCAUCAACUUAAUUCAUAAUUUGUACAAUUUUUUAUAAAAUGUUUUUAUCUAUUUUUGUAAUUUAACAUAGAUGUCUUAUUUACAGAUGGCAAUACCAAUAAACUUAAUUUGAUUCAUUAUUUUUCCUGGUUGUGUCCUUUUGCAUUCAAGGGAAAAUGUGUGUUUGGGGAGGAGGAGAGUGUUCAAAAGUCUAACAAAAAUCACAGUGUGCUUGAGAUUGUAACUCAUGACCGGAACCUACCUGGGAACUUCAGUUGUACAAGCUAUUUGCCACCUUUAUACAAAGGUCAGAGUCCUAACAACCAUUAAUCCAUCAGAAGGGCAUCAGAAUGAUUGAGGAAUAUUCCCUGUAACGUGGAGUAAUUUCCACAGGGCAGGUUUCCCAUCAAAACAGUUACUGGCUAAUGCCUUUGAGACAAAGGGACCCUUUGUUAGCAAAGGCUAAUACGUACGUGAGGUGCCUGGCUCUCAACACUGAAGUGAUUCUAGACUUUCCCCCUGGAAGAUACUUUGCUAUCUUGGGGAUGGGCAUCAGCUGAACUCUGCUUCAAAUUACUGAACUCAAAACAUUUGGAGGCUACAUUUGGAGGACUUCUUUCCGUUUAACUUCAUAUUUGUAAAGGUUACUUUCCAAAUACCAGGCUGUUUCAGAAAGAAUUCAUCUGAAUCUUUUUGCUGAACUAGUGCAUAAUAAACAAUGUAAGCAAAGGUUUCUACAUUCAGUGUAGUUGCUGAAUUGCACUGGUAAAGAGGAAAAAAAAAAGUGCAAAGAACAGUUCCCAGUCAAUAAGGCUACUUCAGCCAGCAUGAACACAUAAAAUGUAACAGAAGUAGGAGUAACAACACAUGCAAUAAGUUACCAUUUGCUGUGGGACACAAUCUUUCAUUCGUUGUAUUUUAAGAAUUACUAGUGGUACAGCCUUAACAUCAAAGUGUUUUUUCUUCCCAUUUCAAUUUCCUGCCAUAUGAAACUGCCAAACACAUCUGAACUCCUCCCUAA